This is a messenger RNA of Rattus norvegicus (Norway rat), 2282 nucleotides long. RefSeq names its product PRAME family member 17 (gene Pramef17). Lineage: Eukaryota; Metazoa; Chordata; Mammalia; Rodentia; Muridae. The record is from RefSeq and is a predicted model, not a curated record. Gene Ontology annotation, biological process: negative regulation of DNA-templated transcription; negative regulation of apoptotic process; positive regulation of cell population proliferation. The transcript has 3 exons. The coding region runs from base 20 to 1441 and encodes 473 amino acids.
CGCCCUAAGAUCCAUCAGAAUGGACCUGAAAGCCCCACCCACACUCCUGCAGCUGGCUGCACAGAGCACGGUAAAGAAGGAGGUGCUGACCAUCUCUGUUCUGGAGUACCUACCAAGGGAGCUCUUCCCAACGCUGUUCAAGGAGGCCGACACUCAGAGAAAAGCAAAGAUGAUUAAGAUCCUGGUGGAAUACUGGCCCUACCCUUGCCUUCUUGUUAGGUUGCUGAUAGAUAAACCCAACUUGGAGAUCUUCCAGGCUAUACUGGAUGGAGUUGGCACAUGGCUGAAACGGAAAUAUCGCCCCAGGAUGGGGAAGCUUGAAGUGGUUGAUUUGAGGAAUGGACACCUUGACUCCUGGGAUUUGCAGGCUGGAAGAGAGGGUGGAGGAGCCCAAUCAGAAACUGUGCCUGAGAAGCAAGUAAUGGAGGGCCACUCAAACAGGCGGCGUUUGAGGGUGUUCUGUGACCUUUCCUUUAAGUCUUCUAAGCAUGAAGAUAAACACCAAACACAUCUGUUGCGGUGGGCAAAGGACAGAGAGGAUUUCCUGCAUCUGUGCUGUAAGAAGUUAGAGAUUGGAGCAUUAGAAGUGUCCAAGGUCAAGAAGGAGUUAAAAUUUUUACAGCCAGAGUUCAUCAAGGAGUUGGAACUGAAUACAGUGGGGAAUCUGUCCAAAUUGGCAAAACUUGUACCUUGCAUCAGCAAGAUGAGAAAUCUUCACAAACUCAUGCUAGUACGCAUCUUUGAAAGGACCUAUACACCCUCAGAGAAAAACGUCUCCAAGAUCAUUUCUCUGUUCCCUGAACUCAGGUAUCUCCAGAAUCUCACUAUUGGUGAUGUCUAUUUUCUUAAAGACCACAUGAAUGAGUUACUCAGGUGUCUGGUGGCUCCCUUGGUGUCCCUGACUAUCACUCUCUGCCAGAUCUCUCAGUCAGAUUUGGAGUCAUUUGCCCAGCGUUGGAACUAUGGUCAGCUUAAACAUCUGUGUUUGAAAGGUGUCUCUUUAACUGCAUUGAAUGUCACGCCUCUCAAAUUUUUCUUAGAGAGUGUUGCAAACACUCUGCAGACUCUAGAAUUAGAAGGCUGUAGGAUGAGUGACUCUCACCUCAGUAUCCUUCAGCCUGCCCUGACCCAAUGCACCCAGCUCACUAGUUUCAAUUUUUAUGACAAUAACAUCUCCAUGGAUGCUCUGAAGGACCUUCUGCGUCACACUGUCAAACUGAGCCAGCUGACCAUGGAACUGUACCCUGCUCCAGUAGAGGUCUAUAAUGAGUGGGGUUAUGUUCAGGUAGAGACAUUUUCUCAGCUUUGUGCUGAGCUCAUGGACACACUCGUGGCUGUAAGGCAGCCCAAGUCAAUCUGCUUUGGUACCUAUUCCUGUUAUGACUGUGACACACGCUGUAUCUAUGAAAAGAAGGCCACAUUUUGUGAAUGCUUGGAGUAACAACAGGAAUAUUUCUUCUGGGUACUAAGAAAUGGUUGCCCAGGGACUGGUCUUUUCAUCCAGAACACAUCGUUUUGGACAUUUGUCAGUGUGGUGCAAACAAUGGUUCAAACUCCUGUCAGGACUGACUUCUUUGCUUCCUACAUAUGAAGAUCCUGAGAACCUGAUAUUCUCUCUGUACUGUGCUUCGCAAUUAAUUGGUUCUCAAGAUUAUAGUCAGGACCGUUCUUCCACUGUACACAGGGAUGGAGGGAGACUGUGUUGUCUACGCUUUUGUUCCAUAAGGCCUCUCAAUGUGUCAUGAAGCUAUUCUGACAUUGCCAUUUUUGCAUCUGCCUGGUAGGUCAUGUAUGCAAAGCCAAAGAUUGAAGAAGGUAGCUUUGGUGAAUGAACUGCAGAUUGUAAUUCAGGCUGGUCAAGCUAGUAGGAGUUGUGGGGCAUCAUUGAUAGUGGAAGCAGAAGAAAACAAUGAAGAACAAAGAGAUAACAUAAAGCAAAUAUAAAGCUCAGCAACAUUUUUAAUCCUUUUUUAUUUCUAAUGGUGUAUUGUAGCUUAGACUGGCCUUGAACUCCUCAUCCUCUUACCUCCACUUCUGGAGGUCAUUAACAGAUACUUCAAAGGUCAGCUUGUAGACCACCUGACCUUGAGGCCCUGUUCUUCAGGCUCUCAACCUCUGGUCAGCCUCCUGCCCAUUAAUGGUUACAGGAGAUGGACAGAAAUUCCUGUUCUCUCUAAAAGAAUUGGCAGUCCCUUGGAACUGCAGAAUAGAUGUGGCUGAGUCUAGCCACUGUGUUCCCUUGUGUCUGUAUAAUCAGGUAUCAAUAAAGAAUGUGCCAAACC